AUGGCCAACUUCAACCCCUUCGCUCGACGCGAGUCUCACCACCGCAACACUCUGAUUACGUAUCAAGUGCUGUCGGUCCUCACCUGGGCUCUGGUCCUUGUCGCUGGCAUUUACUAUUCCCUUCACAAGCCUGGUGAUGUGAAACAUGGACACAAUAUCUGGAAGCAAGCAAAUCUACAUCCAACACCAUUCUCGCAGAACACAACCAUCACCGGAAUUUACUGGAUCCUCCUCCUUCUAUCUCAAGUCAGCUAUGUCUGGCACUUCUUCUCCAACAAUAGCACGCUCGUCACCAGCGCCGCUAAUGUAGCCUCCCACUUCAUCCUCAACAACCUGCUCGUCUUUGCUUUCAUCUUGCUCUGGGUUCGCAGCUACUUCUGGCCCGCUGAAAUCAUCCUCAUUGUCCACGUCAUUAGCCAGUCUUCUGCUUACUGGACUCACCGCGGAUCUCCACCCUUUGUGCACUGGCCCGCCAUCGCAGGGCCAUAUGCAUGGUCACUUACAGCCCUGUUCUGGAACGGAGCUGUUGCCGUGCAUGCUCAUAGCUUGCCCGCGAGAAUCGUGGCCAAUGUCUUCAUCUGGGUGAUUUUCUUGAUUGGCUUUGUCCACAUCUUUUCAGCCAAGGACUAUAUCUUCGGCUACUCCUUGUCUAUUUUGCUUCUAUCCCUCGCCGUCAAACAACUUGCCAUCAAGGUCAUUGCUUUCCAAUGGAUCUUUGCCUUUGUCAUUUUCGCGGUCUUUUUCGUCGGCUCGUUGUACGUCUCUUCUGCUGCUUACACCGGACGAGACCUCUGGCUCAAGCGUGUUGUGGCGCCUGACUCGACAACGGACCGCGAACGUGAGCCGUUGCUCAACAACCCGUAA
Messenger RNA from Talaromyces amestolkiae, 864 nucleotides. RefSeq lists its product as uncharacterized. NCBI's taxonomy places the organism in Eukaryota, Fungi, Ascomycota, Eurotiomycetes, Eurotiales, Trichocomaceae. The record is from RefSeq and is a predicted model, not a curated record. The transcript has 4 exons. Bases 1 to 864 code for a protein of 287 amino acids.